Molecule: messenger RNA, 1335 nt
Organism: Geodia barretti
Lineage: Eukaryota; Metazoa; Porifera; Demospongiae; Tetractinellida; Geodiidae
Source: the annotation of a GenBank genome assembly
GACUCUCGGUUUCGAUUCAAAGUUGCCCGAAGCUCUCGCACUCCUUUGGAAACGCAGACAACUACUGCAUCAAAGAUGCACGUCGGUAAUCGUCCCCCGGCCGUUAGUUCAGCCGCAGUCUUCUGGAUCGCUUUUACGACUCUCAUUUCUGGUUGCACAGCAGAACUGACUGUGGAAGCUGAGCAUCAGAUGAUAGUGCUACCUGCACCCCACACCUCAGAGCCCUACACCAUAACUAACAUAGCCUGUUUCAUAUCUCAAACGCCGCACAAUGUCCGCUGGAUCACCCCCAACGGUACCCAUGUCCUCACUCAAGCCGGCCAAUAUACCGUCAGUAACGGAGGAAUCGGACUGGCUACUGGGGAAAUGAGAUAUGGCUCCGUACUAAUUAUCCAAGACAUGUCCUACGAGAAUGCAGGUGUGUACGUGUGCGAAGCAAUGAUGGAAGACAACUGCAGCAGUUUCCCCGAAUUUGCAACAAUUCAACUCAUUCUCAAAAUGCAACUGACAGUGACAAGAGGAGAGGUGGAAGUGUCGUACAAUAAGAGUGUGUCCCAGAGCGUCGAGCUCCAAUGCGAAGCCAGUGGCUAUAUUCGCCCAGACAGCGACAUUCGGUGGUUCAAGAACGGCCAGCUGAUAGUGGAAGGAGAGAAACACAGCAUAGAUUUCAAAAGACGGCCGCCCAGAUGCUGCACAGACUGGCUCAAACGAGACAUCACCCAGUCGAAUCUCCACACUCACCAUCGACAGUAUUGAAGAGUCAGACAGCAGUGCCUACUGGUGCCAGUCACUAGUCACCGGAGAGAGAGCAAGCACCAAUCUCUAUGUGGAGCUGGAGCAAGAUCCUGCCUCCACUAUAAUCCCCACUGAGGUUCCUCCGACCUCACAAACCCCAUCUCCACUCACAGAUCCUGCCUCCACUACAAUCCCCACUGAGGUUCCUCUGACCUCAAACCCCUCACAAACCCCAUCUCCGCCCUCUGUAAUGACGAGGACUGGUUCUGCCGACUGCUCGGUGGACAUAGCUGCUGCUGUCAUCACCACUUUCAUCUUCACGGCGGCUCUGGCAGCGGUCGCUGGGUUCGUCGUAGCCUGUCUGUGGUUCAAGGGGAGGCACAGCCGAAAGAUAAAGUCUGGAGUCUCGUCUCCUGACCUCGGGAGCACUGCUCAUGCAACCAGUCACACUAAUGUCUCGGAGCAGGUGGACAUGUACAGGAUCUCCACUGGAGCCGAGCAGGACGAGAUGGAGGGGAGCAGUGGGGAUACACCAGACUCAAAGUGAUUCAUCCCUGUGUGUGUUUUUCAUUCUUCUUUCUUGAGAGGAUUUGUUGAGUU